ACGCAGAGAGCUGAGAGCGGCAGGCAAUCGAAGCAGAAGCAAGCGGCUGGGCGCCAAGCUGAGGUGCGCGGGCGGCAGCAGCCAGCAGGGAUGGCGAUUGUGGGCGCGGAGUACUGCGACCCCGAGGAACGCGUGCUGACGGUGCGCAAGACCUCGCACUUCUCCCCCGGCGACGGGUUCGCGGCCUACGACCACCGCACGGGCGGGCUCUCCUUCCGCGCCGACACCUACGGGCGGGGCCACGGCGGGGGCGCGGCGUCGGCGGGCGAGCUCGCGCUGCUGGGCCCGGCCGGGGAGCCUCUGCUCACCGUGCGGCGCCGCCGCCCGUCGCUGCACCAGCGAUGGGAGGGCUUCCUGGGCGCCCGCGCCGACGGCCAGAAGGCGAUCUUCUCGGCCCGGCGCCCGUCCAUCCUCGGCGGCGCCGCGGCCGGCGCCGUCAUCGAGCUCCUCCCGCCGGCGCCGGCCGCCGCCCCCGUGCUGCUCCGCGUGGACGGGUCCUUCCCGCGCCGGUGCUGCCGCGUGGUGCUGGCGCCCAGGGCCGAGGGGGAGAAGGCCAAGGUGGUGGCGGAGAUCGGGCGGAAGGUGGACGAGGGGGCAAGGGUCGUCAUGGGCCGCGACGUCUUCGUCCUGCGGGUGAGCCCCGGCUUCGACGCCGCGUUCGCCAUGGGGAUCGUGCUCGUGCUGGACCAGAUCGUGGGCGACGAGUCCGGCGGCGUCGACGCUGGGGCGGACGUCAUCGACGCCAAGCCCAAGGUUUGGUGACCCAUGCUAUGGGUUGCCCCCCGGCCGUAUCGCGCGCUUCUUGGUUUCGCUGUGUAUAGAGAGCCUGGCAUGCGAGAUUUUGUUUCCUUCCCCCCUUUUUUUAAACGUUCGCGUAUGAGCUUUGCUCCGGAGAACUGGCAAUGCAUAAAUACAUGCUCGAGGCUUUUGC
Messenger RNA from Zea mays, 931 nucleotides. RefSeq lists its product as uncharacterized. The record is from RefSeq and is marked validated. NCBI's taxonomy places the organism in Eukaryota, Viridiplantae, Streptophyta, Magnoliopsida, Poales, Poaceae. Bases 91 to 762 code for a protein of 223 amino acids. The transcript has a single exon.